Messenger RNA from Aspergillus saccharolyticus JOP 1030-1, 2723 nucleotides. Its product is annotated as zf-CHY-domain-containing protein. Gene Ontology annotation, molecular function: ubiquitin protein ligase activity; zinc ion binding. Gene Ontology annotation, biological process: ubiquitin-dependent protein catabolic process; protein ubiquitination. NCBI's taxonomy places the organism in Eukaryota, Fungi, Ascomycota, Eurotiomycetes, Eurotiales, Aspergillaceae. The record is from RefSeq and is a predicted model, not a curated record. Gene Ontology annotation, cellular component: nucleus. The transcript has 3 exons. Bases 122 to 2326 code for a protein of 734 amino acids.
CUUACACCCGGGCAUUCCAAGCCUUUUCCGGUGUAGCUCAACUCUCUUAUCUCUUAUAAUCGAGUCUCUUUAUUUGUUUUUCUAUGCCUCUGCCUGCAUCAGAUGCUGUUUGACCUCCUCCAUGAGCGGGCUCCUCUCUUCUUUGUUGAUUGAACCCGUCGUGCGGCAGGCCCGUCGAUUCUCACAACAGACCAGUUCACCACCCCCGGCUGAUUCCCUUGCAGCUGAAAAAGAUCGUGCCUCCUCCGUGGUCAGCGAUGGCAGCGAACUAUUCCAUAGUGCUGUCAUGACCGAUCCGGUGAGCCUGGAGGAUUCGCCCAAGGGUGGAAAUGCGGGGUCUGAAGAUGGCCGCAAUGUCACCUCUGCAUCGCCUUCAGCCAAUUCACCGACUAGCAACCCUCGUGUGCCAGAACCCCGAUUCCCUCUGGGAUGGGCCAUGAAUUCAAGUCCUGAUCGUCUACCACAAACACGUUCCCAGAUGCCGCGCGCCAAUCCCCCGAUUAGUCCACAGCAGACCGCCGCGACGCUAGCUAGGCCAGAUGCCGUACAACCUACUAGUCCACGCUCACAGAUUGCGCAGCACGCGAUGGGUAACAUUGUCAUGACGGACGAGCACGGUGGUCCUGCCGCAUUGCCCGAGGAUGACGGGAUGGGUGCUCUACGGAGACGGAUUCAUACGAUUCGAGAUCUAGGCUACAGCCAUGCAGACCAGGCACGCAUGAUUCACGCACUGAUGACCGAAAACUACAAUCUCCAUCGGGGGGACACAGCCGAUCAAAGCACACCCCGCAGUCCCACGCCUCUGACUCCGCAGAAUUCGAAGCAAGACCAAUCCGCUCGCCGAUGGAGCAUUAUUUCCUUGGAGCGACUGCCAUUAUCUUCGUCUCCCACUCCAGCUAGGAGCGAGGGUUACUACAACUUGACGGCAGAAGAUCUGGUGCCGACCUACACCCCCAAGCCAGAACUCGAGUCACCUGCAUGCGAGGUUGACGAUUUGGACCUUGAAGAGGUCGAGGAAGUUUUCUUGGGCUGCCCACAUUAUAAAACAAACGUCAAGGCUCAGUGUUUUGACUGCAAAAAGUGGUACACCUGCCGGUUCUGCCACGAUGAGGUCGAGGACCACCGUAUGGAUCGGCCGAAAACAGAGCACAUGCUUUGCAUGCUAUGCGGGGAAGCUCAACCUGCAGCACAAUCUUGCAGAAGCUGCGGCGAGCAAGCGGCGCAGUACUACUGCGAAAUUUGCAAGCUCUGGGAUAAUGAUGCUCAUAAGAGUAUAUAUCAUUGCAGUGAUUGUGGCAUUUGCCGCAUCGGUAAAGGUCUGGGGAAAGACUUUUUCCAUUGCAAGACCUGCAGUGUUUGCCUACCUAUAUCAAUUGAAAAUACUCAUCGGUGCAUCGAGCGCUCCACUCAGUGUGAUUGUCCCAUAUGCGGAGACUAUAUGUUCACUUCCCCGGAGACUGUAGUAUUCAUGCGGUGCGGACACAGCAUUCACCAACGGUGUCUGUCCGAGUAUUCCAAGACUUCUUAUCGCUGCCCCAUCUGCAGCAAAACCAUCACUAACAUGGAAUCUACAUUCCGGAAUCUGGAUCGCACCAUUGAAAGCCAGCCAAUGCCGGCAGAGUUCAAGGACACCAAAGCUCUGGUCUAUUGCAACGACUGCAGUGCGAAAUCUGUCGUGAGAUAUCAUUGGCUGGGACUAAGAUGCGACCUGUGCGAAUCGUACAAUACUGCACAGCUCCGUUUAGUUCGAGGCAACGCUUCGGAUCCUUCUGCGCUCGACAGUGAUAGUGAGGAUUUUUCUACCACGCGGGCCAGGUCCUCCUCGCACGGCGCCGACGACAGCGGCCUGUCUACGUUCGAGUCGCUCCGUAUCGACACCAGCUCCGUCCCUGGGCCUGACUCACGGCUUACUGUUCCCAUGUCUGCAGAUCCGAGCCGGCCAUUUGCCUCUUACAGUUUGACUCGCGAUCGUGCUGUGUCACCCGUUAUCAGGAACUAUUUUGGGAUUCCAACGGACCGUGACUCGGAGCGAGCGCAAUCCACCUCCUUCUUCAGCAGCCUCGCAUUUCCGGGCGUUGGCGGCGGUGGAGGAGGAGGAGGAGGAGGAGGAGGGAAUGACGAUGGCGGCGAACUUAGCCUGUGGGGAACAAAAUUCAAGUACAGCUAUGGUUUCCUCGGUCAGCGAGCCGAGUCUGCUGACGGUGGCUCGAAUGCUGAUGUCAAUGAAGACGAGGAUGGCGGUGCCUCAGGGAGCAGCAGUGAGGAGGAUGGUAGUGAGGAGGAAGAGGAAGAUGACGACGAAAUUGACAUUUUCGGGCACCGCUGAGAACGCCUCGAAGGGGUGACUGUACCACUCUCACGGCGUGGAACAGGCUUGCCCGCUUAUUGAUGCGGGUGAGAUUGGUUUCUGACCUCUUCACAGUUAAGAAUUGACGACAAACCACAAUUGGCAAUGACGGUAGUUGGCUGGACCAACUGGAGUGACUUGUAUGAUAUCUGGCGCGUUUACGGAGGGAGUCUAAAGACACAUGACUUGGGCUGCAUUUGCUUUCUUGCUUGCUCUUCCAUAUGAUAUAUUAUGCAUUUGUAUUGGGCGUCUGAGUUGCUGGGGACAAGGGAGGGCGUGUCUUGAUUGGAGAUAAGGGGACAACAUGUUCGGACUCACGACGCAUUGAAACAUCUCGCAUGCAUGAGGGAAACUGGCAUAGUUUAGAUAUAUCUCA